CUCCUCCACAGUCAAUUGAGAAUCCAUCAGCUGUUGUCUCUCAUCAAAGAAGAUGUACAGUUCUAGCUAUGGGGACAUUGUAGGCUCAAGCAGCGAGUACCGAAGAUCUCUCUGUGCUGAGCCAUGUGGGGAAUCUGAACCAUCGUACAACACCUACGAACUAUCACGUGAUCCCUGUUGUUCUAUGAGCUCCCGUCGACGAGUGGACUGCUGUGCUCCACCUCAGCAGUACUGCCCUCCUGUGCAAAAAUACUGUCCACCAAGACAACAGUACUGCCCCCCAGUAAAGUGCUGCCCGCCGCAGAGGAAGUAUUGCCCUCCUCCCUGCUCUCCAGUAAAAUGCUGUCCACCACAACGGAAGUAUUGUCCUCCUCCUAGCUCCCCUGUAAAAUGCUGCCCACCACUGCGGAAGUAUUGCCCUCCUCCCUGCCCACCACAGCAGAAGUAUUGUCCUCCUCCUUGCCCUCCGCAGCAGAAGUAUUGUCCUCCUCCCUGCCCUCCACAGCAGAAGUACUGCCCUCCUCCCUGCCCACCACAGCAGAAGUACUGCCCUCCUCCCUGCCCACCACAGCAGAAGUACUGCCCUCCUCCCUGCCCACCGCAGCAGAAGUACUGCCCUCCUCCCUGCCCACCACAGCAGAAGUACUGCCCUCCUCCCUGCCCACCACAGCAGAAGUACUGCCCUCCUCCCUGCCCACCGCAGCAGAAGUACUGCCCUCCUCCCAGCUGUCCACCAAAGCAGUAUCGUCCCCCGAUACAGCAAACCUGCUGUUCUGGCAGCCAGUCUGCAAUCUGCCAGGUGGAACAAGUGUGUCAGGUACCACCUCAGCUUCUGAAGAAGUAACUACCUAAAGAAGAAUGUGCUGACGGCAAUCUUUUAGUCGAAAUUCUUCUGGUAUCAACAAAUAGUGACUCCAGCUGAUCUUCCACAGUUCUCAUUUGCUUAAUUGCUGGUGAUUUUAUUUUCCAAGCAUGCAUUUGUAAUGCCCUAUAAAGAACAUGAUCUGCAUGAUGCAUUAGUGUUUAUUACUCAUUGUCUGAUAAUAACGCCUGCCUAUCUUCACAAUAUUCCUUUCAGGGAUGCAUCCAAAAUUCUACUCUUUGCAACCAUGACUUUUUAAAAGUUUUAUUGAAACUGUAUAACACAAAAAAAAUUACAAAACACAAGAACUCAAUGCUAAUAACUUGAUGGAACUUAUAUAUUAGGAGUCAUUGAUUUUGUCUUUUAAAAAGAAAUUCUGUUCACGGAGAAUGUUGAUGAAAUUAUACUUAUGAUCACACAAGGAUUAUUUUUUGCAGUGUGUUUAUUAAUAUGCACCAAUAACUUACAAAAAAUGUGCAUCAACAGCUAUCAGACAAAAUGACCACAUUGGACAUUUAAAAAAAAAUAUUGAUAAUACUUAUUCUCCAUACAAUGAUUAAAUAGAAUUUGUACAAUGUAAAAUACAACUAACAACUAACAAAUUACAAAUUCCUAACUUUUAAAAUUCCCAGUUUCAAAAUUACAACAUUCCAAAAAUUUCAAACUGUCAGACUUUCAUAAUUACAAAAUUUCUGAGAGAGUUGAUAACUAGUACAUAACUAUGGAAAAGUUUGCAGAAUGAUGAAAUACAGAAAUUUACAAAUAUUUUAAACAUAUUCUAAAACCUGAAAGAACUUUAGACCUGGAUGAGAACUGUUAAUUUCUAGAUACUCAAAAAAUGGAAACCACUUCUCCACAAAAUUUGUACUAUAUGGAAAAUGCUCUGCCUGAUAAAUCUUAUCAGCCAAUUUUUCCGAGAUAAAAUAAUCCCAAAUUUUUGUGAGCCAAUUUUCAAUUGUCGGGACUUGCUUAGACUUCCAUAAGGUCGCAAUGGCAGUCUUUGCGGCAACCAAUAGGGUUGCUAUAAGGUCCCUACGUAUCAAAGGAAUGUGGACUGGAUUUGUUUCCCAUUGAUCAAGGAAAAUGAUUUCUGGUGACAAUGGAAUGGAAUAGCCUGUCAUUAUUUGGAUUUUUUAAAGAACUUUCUUCCAAAAUUCCUCUAAGAACUGGCAUUUCCACCAACAAUGAGAGAAAUUACCUUCCUCACCACAUCCCUUCCAGCAUUGGGGCGAGAUUGAUGAUGAGAUUUGGGCCAACUUUUUAGGGGUCAAAUACCACCUGUUGGCUACCUUAUACGUCUGUAAUUUAGUUACCACUGUUUUAGAAUUAAAUA
This is a messenger RNA of Eublepharis macularius, 2195 nucleotides long. RefSeq lists its product as uncharacterized. NCBI's taxonomy places the organism in Eukaryota, Metazoa, Chordata, Lepidosauria, Squamata, Eublepharidae. The record is from RefSeq and is a predicted model, not a curated record. Bases 53 to 844 code for a protein of 263 amino acids. The transcript is spliced from 2 exons.